AAAAUAAAGAUUCGACCACAAAAUCAAAAUUACGAUUAUAGUUAAUAAACUCCAUAUUGAUCGUAUAAAAGCCCGUACGCGAUUCUUAUUGACCAGGCUAUGACCAGGCAGCUUCCCUCCAAGAUUUGCUUCUCAUUGACCUUCCAAACCACCACCAGAUCAGCGGCUGAACACGCCGCCCCAUGGAACGCCAAACUACAAGAGCUUUCCAAACAAGGGAAAUUCGAAGAUGGCCUGACGCUUUACCGCCGAAUGCUCCGCUCCAAUGCCUCCCCAAACGCUUUCACUUUCCCUUUCGUCCUCAAGUCCUCCGCCACCCUUUCAAUUACUCUCUCCGGAGAACUACUCCAUUGCCACGUAAUUAAGUCCGGGUGUGAAUCUGAGCCGUUUGUACAGACAGCGUUGAUCUCUAUGUACUGUAAGUGCGGGCUAGUAGAAAACGCCUCUCAGGUGUUCGACCAAAACCCGCAGUCAAGAAAGCUCACAGUUUGUUACAAUGCAUUGAUAUCAGGGUAUAUUACCAACUCCAAUUUCAGGAAGGGAUGCCUGUUGUUUCGUGAAAUGAGGUCAAACGGGGUAGUGUUUAGUGCGGUUACCAUGCUGGGUCUGGUUUCAGGCUGCACUGCUCCCAUGCUAUUGGGUGUUGGGAUGUCUUUUCAUAGCCUGAAUAUGAAAUGCGGCUUGGAAACAGAUUUGGCUAUUAUAAACUGUUUAUUGACAAUGUACCUAAGGUGUGGGUCUAUUGAACUUGCAAGGGAUCUGUUCAAUCACACCCCAAGAAAGGGAUUGAUCACUUGGAAUGCUAUGAUCACGGGGUAUGCCCAAUACGGGCUUGCCGAACUAGUCUUGGACCUGUACUGCAAAAUGGACUUGUCAGGCAUCCAACCUGACCCAGUGACCUUUGUUGCAGUUCUAUCCUCCUGUGCCAACCUCGGUGCUAAGAAAACCGGUUUUGAAGUGGAAAAGAGAAUCGAGUCUCAUGGGUCAAUGAUGUUAAAUAUUUUCUUGAGGAACGCUCUCAUCAAUAUGUACUCGAGGUGUGGUGACUUGGGGAGAGCUCGUGCUAUAUUCGAUGACAUGCCGGAGAAAAACAUAGUGACGUGGACCGCUAUGAUUGGCGGGUACGGAAUGCAUGGAUUAGGAGAGACUGCCAAGGAGCUGUUUGACGAGAUGAUAAAAUCGGGCAUCCAACCCGAUCGGACUGCUUUUGUCAGCAUCUUGUCCGCGUGUAGUCACGCUGGAUUGACCAAACAAGGAUUGAAGUAUCUCUCUAUGAUGGAAACAGAUUUCGGGUUGACACCGGGUGCAGAGCAUUAUUCAUGCAUUGUUGAUCUAUUAGGCCGGGCAGGUCGCGUGCAAGAAGCCUACAAACUGAUAGGUGAUAUGAGAGUGAAACCGGAUGGUGCCGUUUGGGGGGCUCUGCUGGGAGCUUGUAAGAUUCACAAAAACAGGAAGCUAGCCGAGUUAGCGUUUAACCGUGUUAUUGAGACAGAACCCAUGAACAUAGGAUAUUAUGUACUAUUGUCAAACAUCUACACAGAAGGGAAGGACUGGGAAGGGGUGCGAAGAGUGAGAGUGAUGAUGAGAGAGAGGGGGCUAAAGAAGGAUGCGGGGUACAGCUAUGUUGAGAUCGAAGGGAGGAUUCAUGUGUUUGUUGCUGGAGAUAGAAGUCACCCUCAACUGAAAGAGAUACACAAUGUGUUGGGCAGGCUAGAAGAGAGAUUCGGGGAGGAUGGAAGAAGCAAGGCGCCAGAGAGGCUGCACAGUGAAAGACUGGCAAUUGGAUUCGCGCUCUUGAACACACGUAUAGGAGCUGACAUAACGGUCAUUAAGAAUUUGAGAAUAUGUGGAGAUUGCCAUAUGUUUUUUAGGCAGGUUGCUAGAGUCUUGGUGGACCGUUUGUUCGUUGUGAGAGAUGCAACUCGGUUCCACCAUUUUAGAAAUGGGUCCUGUUCUUGUAAUGAAUAUUGGUGAUAAGGUCUAAAACGUUGAGUGGAUGAUGCAACCAUACAUGGUUCAACUUCGGAUCGUGUGAGAAGAUUUAUAUAGCAAUAAAUCUAUAAUGGGGUCUCAUUACAAUCUUAAAUUUCUUGGGAUUUCUAUUUCAUAUUUUCCGCGAAACCCUAUGUAUUUCGAUUUCAAUGAUCUCUCAUUGUCAUACUCCCGCGCAAAUCGAUGUCAUCUUCCUUUUCC
This is a messenger RNA of Cuscuta europaea, 2193 nucleotides long. The record is from the annotation of a GenBank genome assembly. Lineage: Eukaryota; Viridiplantae; Streptophyta; Magnoliopsida; Solanales; Convolvulaceae.